AUGGAAUUAACAGCCAAGGAGAAGGCAACGGAACUCGAAGCUUGUAUCAGAGAAACGCAAAGAAAGGUGGAGGCACUCGUCAACAGCGAUGCUGGAGAUAUUAACUCCACUGAAAUCCUCCAACGCAUUGAAGCAAACCAAGCGGAGGUUCACCAGUUGAAGGUUUCUGGUGAAAUCCCCGAGGCUAUCUUGGCUCAGCAAGAGCGGAUCCUCUCACGCGCCGCCGAGUUGCUGGCUUCCCAUUGCCAGCGGAAGUCGCUGUCUCGCCCUUUUUCUUUCAAACGUUCUGCAACGGCAGCAUCAGCAGAAACAGCAGGAACAACAGCAGUCUGUCGAGACUCUCAUGACGCAGCAACUGGAUUUGCUGCAGGGGCAGAUGGGACAGCAAAGGAAGCAAAACUAACACAAACAACUAAAGAGACAGAUGCCCCAACAAACGUCCUUCACAUCUCUGACAUUUCCAACAGAGUGGUUUUAGUGCCCCCUGGAGUAGCGGGUGGAAGAGAAGUCUGGAUGAAGAAUUUGGACGGCUGCACUGUUUACAUUUUAGAUGGAGUUCCUGGUGGGAGGUUGCAGGAUCUCUGCAACUGCGCUGUCUUGUGA
Eimeria maxima is the source of this 603-nucleotide messenger RNA. RefSeq lists its product as hypothetical. The record is from RefSeq and is a predicted model, not a curated record. NCBI's taxonomy places the organism in Eukaryota, Apicomplexa, Conoidasida, Eucoccidiorida, Eimeriidae. The transcript has 5 exons. The coding region runs from base 1 to 603 and encodes 200 amino acids.